GUGGAUAGCAGCUAUUCUGGUGUUGUCCACACCAGUCGAAAUCGACCAACAUUGCCCUAGUCUCCCCAUCAAUCUUGUGAAUUAUGAUAUUUGUACUGCGGAGAUCACCAAAAACAAGGUCAUGACUAUGGAGCAAUGUGAUGGCACGCUCAACAUCAUGUACAAUCGCGUUGUGUUCUGA
This is a messenger RNA of Paraglomus brasilianum, 181 nucleotides long. The record is from the annotation of a GenBank genome assembly. Lineage: Eukaryota; Fungi; Glomeromycota; Glomeromycetes; Paraglomerales; Paraglomeraceae.